This is a messenger RNA of Cyprinodon tularosa, 1984 nucleotides long. It is a transcript of the gene ndor1, whose product is annotated as NADPH dependent diflavin oxidoreductase 1. The transcript is spliced from 15 exons. Gene Ontology annotation, cellular component: cytosol. The record is from RefSeq and is a predicted model, not a curated record. Gene Ontology annotation, molecular function: FMN binding; flavin adenine dinucleotide binding; NADPH-hemoprotein reductase activity. Lineage: Eukaryota; Metazoa; Chordata; Actinopteri; Cyprinodontiformes; Cyprinodontidae. Bases 121 to 1905 code for a protein of 594 amino acids.
GUAGCGGGCAUUCAGCUAGCCGAGCUGCCGUAAAGUGUUUCGUAAAGUUCCAGCUCUUGUUGACUUUAUUCAGCCUUUUCGUUUGAAGCCAUUCCUCCUGACCAAGACAGCGCUGAAGUGAUGUCAGAUCCGGCUCUGCUGGUUCUGUAUGGAAGUCAGACCGGGACGGCCCAGGACACGGCCCACAGGAUCGGCCGGCAAGCCCAGAGGAGGCAUCUGAAGGUCCGGGUUCUUCCUCUGGAUGGUUACAAUGUGGCAUACCUGAUUUCGGAGUCUCUGGUGGUCUUUGUCUGUUCCACCACAGGACAGGGAGACCCUCCAGACAACAUGAAGAACUUCUGGAGGUUUCUCUUCAGGAAGUCUCUGCCUGUUGGAUCUCUGAGCUGUCUAGACUGUGCGGUUCUAGGAUUGGGAGACUCCUCUUAUCCAAAGUUUAAUUUUGUUGCUAAGAAGCUCCACAAGCGUCUCCUGCAGCUGGGAGCAGGGAUGCUAAUCCCUGUGGGGCUGGCAGAUGAUCAGCAUGACCUAGGGCCGGAUGCUGUGAUCGACCCGUGGCUCCGCUCGUUUUGGGAAAAGGUGCUGGUUCUGCAUCCGUCUCUGUCCGACUUGAAACCUCUGAGGGACGACGAGCCACUCCCUCCAUCGUUCACCUUCCAUUUCCUGGAUGAGAAGACGGAUCAGAGAGACGAUCCGGCGAGGAUCGAAUCGGAGCAGGCCGUCCCCUCAGAGUCCCGUCCUUUUCAGGCCAGGAUGCUUUUCAACAGGAGAGUCACGGAGCCGUCACACUUCCAGGACGUCAGACUCAUAGAGUUUGACAUCAGCGGGUCCAACAUUGACUUUGCAGCUGGAGACGUGGUGAUGAUGCAUCCCCAGAACUCUGCAGAGGACGUGCAGCUCUUCUGCCAGCUGCUCCGGUUGGACCCGGAGUCCAGGUUCUGUCUCAGAGCCACAGGCGACGCUCCAGUUCCACCCAGACUGCCUCAGCCCUGCUCAGUGCGCCACCUGGUGGAGCGUUACCUGGACAUCGCCGCCGUGCCUCGCCGCUCCUUCUUCGAGCUGCUGUCCACCCUCGCCACCAACGAGCUGGAGCGGGACAAACUGACCGAGUUCAGCUCGGCGGCCGGACAGGACGAGCUGCACAGCUACUGCAACCGGCCGCGGCGCACGGCGCUGGAGGUUCUGUCAGAUUUUCCUCACACCACAGCAGAAAUCAGAGCAGAUCACCUCCUGGAUCUGUUCCCGGAGAUCCAACCCCGGUCCUUCUCCAUCGCCUCCUCUCUUAAGGCUCACCCAAACAGGCUGCAGGUCCUCGUCGCCGUGGUCCGAUAUAAAACCAAGCUGUACAAACCCAGGAGAGGCCUCUGCUCCUCAUGGUUAGCCUCUCUGGACCCUGAACAAGGAGAGGUACGGGUCCCCCUGUGGGUCAAGAAGGGCAGCCUCCGGUUCCCUAAGGAACAGGAAACUCCUGUGAUCAUGGUGGGACCCGGAACAGGAGUCGCCCCCUUCAGGUCAGCGCUGCAGGAGAGAGUUUCUGAGGGGAGAACAGCCAACGUUCUGUUCUUCGGCUGCCGCUCCGAGUCCAAAGACUUCUACUUCCGCUCUGAGUGGGAGGACAUGACGAAGGCCGGUAAUCUGCGACUCUUCACGGCUUUCUCUAGAGACCAGGAGGAGAAGGUGUACGUCCAGCACCGUGUGAAGGAGGCGGCGCCGCUGCUUUGGGAUCUGAUAACCAACAGGAAGGCCUGCUUUUACAUCGCUGGGAACGCCAAACAGAUGCCAGCUGCUGUGUGCGAUGCUCUGAAGGAGACGUUCCAGCAGGAAGGAGGGGUCUCUGCUGAGGAGGCGGAGCAGAUGCUGGUCGCCAUGGAGAAGACGGGCCGUCUGCAGAGCGAGACCUGGUCCUGAUCCGGAUCCAUCAGGACUAAGGUCCGAUUAUUAUUCUACUGCUGCUUCCUGUUUGAUUAAAGAAGUGUUUAAAACACGA